AGUUUUCAGCUCGCAUAUUGCACAACUCUACUGCAUUGAACUCCAUUCUUCAUUGAACCAAACACACAGCCCAAACACACACUCCGACAACAGACCAACAGCACAGACCAACGGGCACCCCCAACGAUGCAGCAGUCCCCAGCCACUCCGCCAGCGGUGCUCUUUGACUUUUAUUGUGCGCUCAAGCCCGGUGGAUCUGUCGCGCCGUCGCCUGCCACCACGCCUGCACCCGCUACUUCGACCACAGCCAUUGGGUAUUCUGCAAGCAAUCCCGGCUUUGGAUUGCUCGGAUUGCCGCCGCCGUCGUUUCCCCUCCAACCCGCGCCAGUCUACACGCCCGGCGUUGAUCCGCUGCAAGGCCGACUGCUUCUCACUGCGACGCACGGAUACUUUCGGUUGGCAUCGGACAAGGUUGCAUCGGAACGGCACCAAUUUGCGUUUGCAGACGUCCGGAGUAUUGUUGCGCCAGACGCCUUCAUCCCAAUCAUUGUUGUCGACACUGCAAGAAAGCAGUUUGUCUUUUCCAACUUUUUCCACCGGAACGUCACCCUCGACGCGUUGCUAUCCUUGUGGAACAAUAACAAUACCAGCGGCAGCGGCGGAGCUCCUCCCAAACCCAGCAAAUCUCCAGAGCCAGUGAUUGUCGCCAGCGAGCCGCAACCAUUGCGCCCAGUCAACAAUAUGCCUCCUGCCUCCUCUCCCAUUCAACCGCCAAAGGCCGAGGCGAGCGCCACAACGCCCGCUUCCAACAGCCACGCACCAGCCUCGCCAGUUACAUCAUCGCCAUCGUCGCUGAAGCGCCGAAAGCCGGAUGUUCGCGUCGUUAUUGGCUCUGCUUCAAACUCGCCGUCCGCUCCGGCAACCAGCACGCCCAGUGCUCCUGCCUCUCUCGGUGCUCUCAGUGACGCCGAAACAGAGCGAGCUGCCCUCACCGCUUCCAUCAUGUCCACCUGGUUUACACCCCAAGAAACCACCGAGCAGCGCACGCUUCCUGACGGAACCGUCGUGGCCGUGUCGAUCAAGACGGUUCGACGCGCGCUCACCAACGUGCCCUGCUUGGGGUGCCGAAACGUGGCCGCCCGGAAGAAGUGUGCCUCACAGCUGUGCGCCACUUGCUGCUGGGCGGCCGAUUCCUUGUGUAAAGUGCACUUUACGCCAAAGUGGAAGGCACACCUCGCAGAGCUCGAGCGCGUUCGUUUGCAGCAGCUGCGUGUUCAGCGCGGCCCUUGCCGGCACUUUAUGGCUGGCCACUGCCGCAACGGUGUAAACUGCCUGUACGACCACGGCUCGAACGAAUAUCUCAGUUCUCCCAGCAUUGGGCGGCAUCUGAUCGAGUCCACUUCUGGCGCAGGCUCGUUGCGCGUCGUCCUUCGCGUUGUCUCUGCUGCCUCUGUUGGCAAACUUGGAAUGGAGCUCGGCGACAAGAUUAAUCUUCCUGCCUCGGUGCUCAUGUUUGCCGUGCAGCGCGAGCUGACCUAUCCGAUGGCAUUUGAGAUGACCAAGCACGUGGCCGAGCCGGCUCCUCCCAGCUCCACCACUGCAAACUCGUCAACCACUGCAGCCACCACGAAUACCGAUGAGCCAGCGACUGCUACUACGACUUCUACUACUACACCUACUACGACUACUACUGCUACUCCCCCGCCUCCUGCGAACGUGCACGGCGGCGUCCUCGAUUUCACCACAGACGAAGGAACAGCCAUCUUGCCCUCUUGGAUGAUGAAGCACAUUGGCGCCGAGACGGGCGAUCAGGUCGUCUUCCGCUACGCAAAGCUGCCCAAGGGCGAGUUUGUCAAGCUGCAGCCCGUUUCGACCACUUGGCUGGCUGUGCCGUUCGAGCAACGGCGCUCCGUCCUCGAGUAUCACCUCCGAAACUACCAGACGCUGACGGAAGGCAUGACCGUGUCCAUCGAACACCACCAGUCGCAGCACGACUUCAAAGUGCUCGAGUGCAAGCCGGCGCGUGCGAUUUCCAUCAUUGACACGGACAUUGUCACGGAUGUUGUCGAGCCGCUCGAAGACUUGCGCUUUGGCCACACGCAGCUGGUCUGUGACGCGACGCCCGUGACUGGCUCGGUCAAGAAGGGCGAGUCCCUCUACUAUCUCUUCCAUCCCAAGUCGGUCAUUCCAACCGCCCUGUCCGGCAGCGAUGCCUCGAUUGCUCGGAUUGUCCUGCGGGUCCAUCCCAUCUCUGGCGACCCCGAUCUCUACGUCAGCCAGGCCGUCCUGCGUCCCCAGCAGGCCAUGUACACCUGGUGUGCUCAAGAGCCCGGAGACAAGCUGUUGGUGCUCGAGUCCUCGUCCAAUCCUUCUGACUGCGCCAAUGGGUCGGCUCCUGCUUCCGGUCGUACCGACGAGAACUCCACCCCUGUCGCGCUCAACGUCAACACUCCCCUGCCAUUCAACGGCAAGGAUCCAGUCUACAUUGCAGUGCACGCAGCGCUCUCGGACGUGGUCUUUACACUUUCGCUGCUUUCCAAGGUGCCCGAGGACCGGCAGGGCCAUCGCCUGACGACAGCGUCCGAGACCUUGCCCCUCACCGUGUCUGCAGCAGGUGGGAAUAUUGCCAUUGUCGAGGCAAAGCCUGGGCAACAAGCCUGCUCCAACUGCGGCAAGUGCUUUGCGCCAACCACACUCGUCAUGCACGAGCGCAACUGCGUCAAGCAGACGUACCGCUGCCCGAUCGACACGUGCAAGCAGACCAUGCCCAUCUCCAUGAAAACAAAGCACGCUCUUGUGGCGCACACCGUCCUGCGUUGCAUGUGCGGUUUUGAGGCGACCCAGCGCGUGCUCCACGAGCAUCAGCACACGGAUUGCCGCUUGCGAAUGGUCGAGUGCACCAAUCAUUGGUGCCGCUUGCUGGUCUCGUACGGCGACCUGGCUCUGCACACUGCCAGUUGCUCAGCACGUACCACCAACUGCCCGGCGUGCCAUGAGAGCGUCAUGUGGUCGGCGCUGGACUACCAUUUUGAGGCAUUCCACUGCCUGCCCUCUGGCAUUCUCAACUGGGAGCUCCCUCUGGUGCCCCAGCUCGAGGCCCUCAACGUCGAAAUCAAGCCUCCGCGUCGAGGGCGUGGAAGCAGCCAGUCUGCGAACGAAAAUGGCGACGAAGAUGACGAGAACGGUGACGAGACGACCGAUGACACUUCCGAAGUGGACCACGCCGACUCGAGCAACCGCAACCGGCACGUCUGUGAAUGCGGUGCUGAUUUCCGCAUGCUGGAUGAUUUCCAAGUUCAUCAGCUCACGGACUGCUCUUUGGCCCAGCACUGAACAACAAACUUUGCUUGGUGAACUCAUUUUGCCAACUGCACUUGAACGCUUUUCAAGGCACACUGUUGAUUUUCAGAUUGUUUGUUCCAUGUUGUUUUUUCUGCUUGUUUUUGUCUUUGUGGAAAUCGUUUAAUGAAAGCACCAGCGUCAAUAAACCGCGUGUUGGAUCA
Messenger RNA from Capsaspora owczarzaki ATCC 30864, 3443 nucleotides. RefSeq names its product ubiquitin fusion degradation protein. Gene Ontology annotation, cellular component: VCP-NPL4-UFD1 AAA ATPase complex. The record is from RefSeq and is a predicted model, not a curated record. The coding region runs from base 127 to 3273 and encodes 1048 amino acids. Lineage: Eukaryota; Filasterea; Ministeriida; Capsasporidae. The transcript is spliced from 7 exons. Gene Ontology annotation, molecular function: polyubiquitin modification-dependent protein binding; metal ion binding.